Messenger RNA from Moneuplotes crassus, 1479 nucleotides. Lineage: Eukaryota; Ciliophora; Spirotrichea; Euplotida; Euplotidae. The record is from the annotation of a GenBank genome assembly.
AUGGAAUACACAGAGUUCGUCUUGUCAGACGAGUUUGCAGUCAAUUUCUCGUCUGAAAUACUAGAAGAUACUUCUUCAGAUACUACAAGAGUAAUCUUAGCUGGAGAGGAGCGGGUUAGAUCAUAUCUUGCUCCGUACGGAGCCGAGUCUGAAGAAAUAAAUUUUGUUUGUAACCAUCUUGAGCACAUUUCCUUCUUUUGGAGCUAUCAUGGAGGAAAGAAAACACUAAUCGCUGCUUGUAAAGAUCAGAAAGAUUUAUACCUGAGAAACCUCGGCGUUCAGGUCGUUGAUCAACUCCUAAUGCUAAAAACUAAGCAAGUGGAUAUCUUUGUUGAUAAAGAUAUCAUAGUCGAGAAGGCAAAGCACUUCAUUCAAAGUGCAUUAUUAUGGAACUACAAAUUUGAGAUGAAAACUCGUGGUAAAACACAUCUUCUCUCAGAAUUUAAUUUCAAAUUCGAAAGACCUCUUACAAAUGAAGAUCUACCGGAACUAGAUUUCUACAAAACAGCUGUCUUUUCGACUCUAAUGGUGAGAGAUAUGAUAAAUACUAGAGCAAAUGUGGCGACUCCAGAAUAUAUGGAGAAGAUUAUUAGACAUAUCUCUUCAUCUACUGAUAAAAUUCCCUCUUUCAAUGUGAUCCAAGGGAAAGAACUUGAGGAGCAAGGUCUCGAAAUCUUCUAUAGUGUAGGCAAGGGAGCAGCCAUUGACCCAAGACUUGUUCAUUUUGUAUACAAAGGUAACCCAGAUUCUGAAGAUAUUGAAUACGCUAUUGUCGGCAAAGGAAUUACAUUCGAUGCUGGAGGUCUUAAUAUUAAAUUAAAACCUGAAGAUAUGUACUGUGACAAGACAGGGGCAUGCACUACUGCUGGAAUUUUGAAAGGAGUUAUUGAACUUGAACUCAAGAUAAAUAUCUGUUUUGCGUUUGCAAUAGCUGAAAAUUCAGUUGAUGCAAACUCAUACAGACCAUCUGAUAUCUAUAAAAGCUAUAAAGGAUUGACUGUAGAAAUUGCCAAUACUGAUUCUGAAGGAAGAUUAGUUUUGAUAGACACUUUCAGCUAUAUCCAGGAGCAAUAUAAUCCAAAGAGAAUCAUUGAUCUGGCAACCUUGACUGGAACCACCAUGAUAGCUCUCGGUGAUAAAGCCAAUGGAUUAUUCACAAAUGAUGAAGAAUUUGCCAAAGCGUACAUUACAAGAGGAAAAGAAAUGCAUGAAAAUUCAUGGAUCCUACCAAUAUUUGAGGAGCAUAAACAAGAUAUGAUCAGUGAUGUUUCUGAUCUAAUGAACAGAGGACCUGACACAAAAGGACACUCAAGUAGGGCUGCUGCAUUUAUGCUCAACUUCAUCAACGAGGGGACAUCUUGGCUUCAUGUUGACUAUUACGGUCCAGCUCACUUAAAAUCUGCCAAUCCUCCUCACCCAAAAUAUGCUACCGGAUUUAACACUCAGACAGUCCUGAAUUUGCUAAGAAAGCAUGAAUAG